CGGGUAACUACUCUCAACUUUACUCGGCUGUUUUUGAAACCGGCCCAUAGUGCAUAAUCAACGCUCUUUGUAGUCGCACGUCAUGAGCAGCUUCCAUGCCAGAUGUGGUCGACCAAUAGCAAACACCCAGCACUGACGUCACUACCAGGCUUUCUUGAUAGUGGGGGAAUUGUGUGCCCAGCGUUGUGAAAAUGUUUAUGAUGUUAUGAUAAAACGUGGACGUUUGAGGCUACGUUUUAUCCAAACAAUGUAUAAAAGAAAUAUUUUAUAAAAUAGUAGAUAUUACACUGUACACUUAUAUUGUAUAAAAGGUCUUUGACAAAAAACUCCUACGAGCCUCUCGCAGCUUCAGCGACAACCAAGUGGAGCGCCACUAUAGCUUGCAAUGUCAUUCCAUGAGCAGACGCAGGAGAAUGACGAAGCAAAAGUUAUUGCUGGUGGAGGCAAGAUUUGCCAAGCUUCAGGCGUUCGUUGCAAGAAACUAUGCCGCCAGACGGAAAAAAAGAUAGCAAGAAAAACCAGGCUCCACUUUCCCCUGGACCUGUGCUAGACAUCAGCGAUGAUGAGUUGGUUUCCAUAUCGGUGCGCGACUUAAAUCGCCAGUUGAAGCUGCGUGGGCUCACGCGGGAAGAGAUCGUACGCAUGAAACAGCGGCGGCGAACGCUCAAGAAUAGAGGCUACGCCGCUAGUUGUCGAAUUAAACGAAUUGAACAAAAGGAUGAAUUGGAGAGUGAGAAAACUCAAGAAGUUCGUGAUAUGGAAGCUAUGCAAGAUGAAAAUACACGGAUGCGUGAGGAGGUGGAAGCCCUUCAUGUCAAGUAUGAAGCGUUAAAAAAGUUUGCAGCACUUCGGAAGAUUCCUAUUCCUGCAGAACUUGAAAACAUAUGAGAAAUAGUUCAGUUCAUGAAAUAUGGUCAUUGCAAAUAAAAUGUACUUUUCAGAGGAACUGAAUUUUAUUUUGUAUGUUACAUUAGCAUGUGGUUGCUAAUUUUGCAUUUACUUGACCUGCUUCUUGCAAUUUCUUUUGUAAAAACUUUGUUUUACAAAACAUUUUAACUUAAUGUAAUAAAAAUGAACAUUUUUGAAGUUAUGAACACUGAUUUGCUGUAAUAUUUGUUACACGGUAGUUACAAUACUUUCACAAUGUGAAUGAUUUUGCUUGGAAACUCAGUUAAAAAAAAUUGAUACGUUGAAUUUUUUACCUUCGUAUUUUAAUCUUCAAUUCAUAAUCUGCAAUCAUUUUCAGCUCUGUAGUCACUAUUGUUCAGUUGAUUUAGUUCAGAGGUGAGAACAUAUAAAAACUGUUCAGAAUUGGUAUUUUAAUAAUUAAUGUUUUUGGAAACUGUGAGUUCACAGGAAGAAGUGAUACAUUCUGUCUUGAAAUAUUGGAAUCUAUCCAGAAAAAUUAUUAUAGCCAUAUCAGCAUUAGGAAGUCCUUUCAUCAGUUAUUCACUCAUUGUCAUUGUCCCUUUUACUUUACCUGAUAUUAUUUUAACAUCGUGAAAUAUAUAGUAUCCUAUUUUUCACAACUAUGCAUUAUUAUGGAAGGAAAUUCCAAUAAAAUAACUGUUUUUUAUAA
Molecule: messenger RNA, 1579 nt
Organism: Gryllus bimaculatus (two-spotted cricket)
Lineage: Eukaryota; Metazoa; Arthropoda; Insecta; Orthoptera; Gryllidae
Source: the annotation of a GenBank genome assembly